AACUUCAACAACCUGACAGGCCACGAAAGUAGAGGGCGGAAACAUGUUUCCACGACAGCAACGUCUCUUUGUCCGAUUCAUUUUCACUGCCACCGUAUUCCCUUGAGCUCCAGUCCUACGCGCCGAGAGCGGCCGCCCUACAGGGGGCGCCACAGCUUUGCUCCGCCGCGGCGCUCAGCCCCAUACUUCCCUAGCGGGCAUCAUGGCGGGCUGGAUAGCCGUAGACGCCCCUUAAAAUCACGAGCUCAGCUGUCUGGAUCCGUCGCCUCGAGAGCCAUCGAUGCCCUGAUUCAGGCACAUGCGCAGCAUUUUAGCGAAAACUCUUUUCGCCCAUCGGCCGCCCACACGGAUCAGCUCGUCGUACCCCGCCAAAACCCAAGGGUCGCUCUAGCUACCUAAUCCGCAACUCUGCCCAAAACCGUCGCCGACCACCAUGGGCCUCCGCGACAUCCUCAAGAAGAAAUCCACCCUCGAGGCGAGCGACCCCGACCCAGCGACGGUCUCGCGCCUCGCCGGGCCCGAGUUCACCUUUGUGCGCUCCGACACGUACACCCACGAGGUCAUCCACCCGCCGCAGUACCCCGACGGCGACGACGGCGAUGACGACGCAGGAGGCGGCACCUACCUGACGGCGCGGGACAAGGAAAAGGACAAGACCAGCAGCCACCGGCUCAGCCUAGACGUGUUCCGCGGCUCGCGCAGCCGCAGCGCGUCCGCCUCGAGCCACGGCACCGCCGGCGGAAAUAAGGAGUCGUCGUCAUCCGCCGGCGGGGCGGCGCGCCGGCUGUCGCACCGCCUCCACCUGGCGCGCAGCCCGACCAGCUCGGAGAUGGUGCCGCAGGACCUGCCGGCGAUCGUGACGCACCGGGCGCCCGACGGCCGCGAGGACAGGGACGGGACCGAGUCGCAGUGGGAGAAGAGGGCGACGAUGCUGGCGAGGGAGAACGAGAAGCACAGGAGCAGGCCGCCGACGCCCGUGGGCGGAGGAGGGGUCGAGGACCAGCUUGGGCGGAUGCGCCUCGGGUCGCCCGGGGAGCAGGGUCGGCGGGGCGGCGGUGAGGUGGCGGUGCCGGUGGUGGUGGCGGGCCCGGAUGAUGGUGUUGUGUCGUCCAAGGCGAUCGAUGAGGAUAUACAGGAGGCGAUCAGGCUGCAUGAGGAGGGCGAUCUGCAGAGGUCGACGGCGCUGUUUGCGCGCCUGGCGGAUCCGAAGGGAGCUAAUAACCCCCUGAGCCAGGUCUUGUACGGCCUCGCGUUGAGGCAUGGCUGGGGCUGCGCACCAGACCCAGGGGCAGCGGUCAACUACCUGUCGGCGGCGGCAUCGAACGCGGCGACGGUCGAGAACCUCGCCCUGCAGGCCGGCCUCAAGAAGGGAGGGGCCGCUAAGGGCGAGCUCGUCCUCGCUAUCUUCGAAUUGGCCAAUUGCUUCCGUCACGGCUGGGGGAUCCCCAAGGACGCCGUCGCCGCGAAGCAGUACUACGAAACGGCUGCAAAUCUUGGAGACACAGAUGCCAUGAACGAGGUAGCUUGGUGUUAUCUCGAAGGGUACGGUACCAAAAAGGACAAGUACGCGGCAGCGAGAUACUAUCGACUGGCUGAACAGAACGGGAACAAGACACUAGGGAAUUCCUGGAUCUGGAAGGACAAGUACAGUCCCGAGAACGCCAAGAAGUAGAAUCCCCCGUCCGCGAGAGGUCCAUCCUAGAUGCCGCGAGAUAAACCAUCCUCCACCUUUCGACGCGGGGUCUGCGCCCGGUCGCUUCAACAUAAUACUACCUUCUAACGUGAUUUAUCAGACCAAUGUCAUGAUCCAUAUUGACUUGGACAUCG
This is a messenger RNA of Phialemonium atrogriseum, 1827 nucleotides long. RefSeq names its product putative cell cycle inhibitor Nif1. Gene Ontology annotation, molecular function: protein binding. NCBI's taxonomy places the organism in Eukaryota, Fungi, Ascomycota, Sordariomycetes, Cephalothecales, Cephalothecaceae. Gene Ontology annotation, biological process: negative regulation of G2/M transition of mitotic cell cycle. The record is from RefSeq and is a predicted model, not a curated record. The coding region runs from base 434 to 1672 and encodes 412 amino acids. Gene Ontology annotation, cellular component: cell division site. The transcript is spliced from 7 exons.